This is a messenger RNA of Colletes gigas, 1282 nucleotides long. RefSeq names its product 28S ribosomal protein S31, mitochondrial (gene mRpS31). Gene Ontology annotation, molecular function: structural constituent of ribosome. Gene Ontology annotation, cellular component: mitochondrial small ribosomal subunit. NCBI's taxonomy places the organism in Eukaryota, Metazoa, Arthropoda, Insecta, Hymenoptera, Colletidae. The coding region runs from base 72 to 1229 and encodes 385 amino acids. The record is from RefSeq and is a predicted model, not a curated record. The transcript has 7 exons.
GGUCGUUGUGUGAUUUAAUGAUAACAAUAAUAGUAUUACUAACAAAUAAACAAACAUAUAACAAUUAAAAAAUGUUAUUAACAUAUUUCUUAUCGAAGAACAUUAGUACUGAAGUUAGGUUAUCGUAUCAACGGUUAAGUAUUACGUUUAAUACAGUUAGAUUAAGUUCCAGUUCAUCAUCAUCAGAUUCGUCUGAUUCUGAUUCUGAUUCUGAUUCGGAUUCUCGUAAUAAUGGCAAACAACAAAUCAAGAAAUCAACUAACAGAAAAAGUAAUAUAGGCGAUGAUAAUGAUGUUAAGUUCGAGAAUUUGAUAAAUAAUACAUUAAAGAACAAACCUUCAAAGAAUAUAGAUAUCAAGAUAAAUGUGGCAAAUAGGGAUAUAAAUUUAGAGAAAAAAAUAUUCAGAGCAGCUAAUAAAGUAACUACAACACAUACAGCAAAUAGAGGAGGAAUUCUUUCGUCGUUAUUGGAAAGUAUUUCUGAUACUAAAAAACGUUUUCCUGUUGGAAAAAGAAAUCAGCCGCAAUUUGUUGAAAAAAACAAACAUCAAACUAAAACGUCUAAAUAUACUUCUAAUUUUGGUAAUGUAUCAAAUGUCCCACGAUCCGGUAUACUGCAUGAAUUGAAACAAGGGAGAGAUACAGUAGCCAACAAAUCAAAAUCAAUAAGUAAGAUGCUUCUGGAUAAUAGUAAAAACAUAGCAAAAAAGGGGGAGGAAAAAGAAAUGUUUCGUACUAGAGAUGGGACAAAUGAAAUAGUUGACAAAAAUUACCCAGAAAUUUUUACGAUAACCGAUGCACCAUCCUCAAGUAUUCUUGAACUUAAAACAUGGGAAAUGUGUGAAGCAAAUGAAAUAAAAUUGUCGGAAAUUUCGUUUCCUGAAAAUGGAUUUCAAGAAAUGGCGCGAUGGACGGAAGAAGGGAAAUUAUGGAAAUUUCCGAUUGACAAUGAACAAGGAAUGGAAGAAGAACAUAACGUGCAUUUUUCAAAACAUGUGUUUCUGGAACAUCAUUUGACAGGAUGGUGUCCUACCAAAGGCCCAAUACGACAUUUUAUGGAAUUAGUUUGCAUUGGGCUUUCAAAAAAUCCAUAUAUAACAGUCGAAGAAAAAUAUGAGCAUAUAAUGUGGUACAAAGAAUACUUCCAAGGUAAAAGUGAUUUGUUGCAGAAAUUAGGGAUCGGGGAGAUUACUCCGCAAAAUACAGAAAAACAAAAUAAAAUAGAGUAAUGAUGUUAACUUGUUUUGUAUAUAAUCAUUUUUAAAUUACAAAAAUGCAAUAA